Messenger RNA from Nicotiana attenuata, 1545 nucleotides. RefSeq names its product peroxidase 44-like. Lineage: Eukaryota; Viridiplantae; Streptophyta; Magnoliopsida; Solanales; Solanaceae. Gene Ontology annotation, molecular function: peroxidase activity; heme binding. Gene Ontology annotation, biological process: hydrogen peroxide catabolic process; response to oxidative stress. The transcript has 2 exons. The record is from RefSeq and is a predicted model, not a curated record. The coding region runs from base 33 to 1352 and encodes 439 amino acids.
AAAUCUGAUAUCAAGGAAUCUUUCUUAAAAAGAUGGACAAGAAGAUAAUAUUACUGUCUUUCUUGUGCAUUAAUCUUCAGCUAGCAAUUGUAUCAGCUCAACUUCAAGUUGGUUUUUAUAAUACUAAAGCUAGAUGUCCACGAGCAGAAACCAUAGUUCGAGAUACGGUGCGAAGCCGCUUCUUUGCGGAUCGUUCCAUCACGGCGGCAUUGUUGCGGAUGUAUUUUCAUGACUGCUUCGUCAGGGGUUGCGAUGCUUCAAUAUUGAUAGACUCCAAAAACACAAAGAACAAAAAGUCAGAAAAAAAUGCAGGAGCAAAUGGGUCAGUACGAGGAUACGAGCUGAUUGAUCAGAUAAAGAGUAAAUUAGAGGCUACAUGUGCUAUGACAGUAUCUUGUGCAGACAUCAUUGCAUUAGCCACCCGAGAUGCAGUUGCAUUAGCCGGAGGACCGAGCUACAGCAUUCCCACCGGUAGGCGCGAUGGGCUAGUGUCAGACCCAUCACAGGUGAACUUGCCGGGCCCUAGUGUAACGGUGCCACAAGCAUUUCAAUUUUUCAAAAACAAAGGGUUUACUAUAAAAGACAUGGUGACUCUCUUAGGUGGCCACACCGUGGGAAUUACACAUUGUAGUUUGUUUAAAGGCGAUAGGCUAUCAAGGGCAGAUGGGAGCAUGGAUACUAACUUGUUUAACCGUCUUAGAAAGACAUGUUCUUCUAGAGGUGACCCAUCUGUUUUCUUGGACCAAAACACUUCAUUUGUUGUCGAUAAUUCCUUUUACAAACAGCUAAGGUUGAAGAAAGGGAUAUUGAAGGUCGAUCAGUUACUUGCAUCUGACAAAUCAACUGCUGGGAUUGUGUCGAAUUUUGCCGCUAAUCCAAGAGCCUUCCAACAAGCUUUUGCAAAUGCAUUGAUCAAGUUAGGUAACACUCAAGUUCUAACAGGGAAAUCAGGAGAAAUCAGAAGAAAUUGUAGAGCCUUUAAUCCUCCUCCUCCCCCCAAGAUCGUAAAGAGUCCUCCUCCCCCACCACCCAAACUUUCCGUUCAUCCUCCUCCCCCACCACCUAAGGUUUCAUUUCCUCCACCAUCACCACUACUUAAAGUAUUGACUCCUCCUCCUCCCCCACCACCUAAGGUUUCAUUUCCUCCACCAUCACCACUACUUAAAGUAUUGACUCCUCCUCCUCCCCCUCCACCUAAGGUUUCAAUUCCUCCACCAUCACCACCACCUAAAGUCUUGACUCCUCCUCCUCCUUCUUCUUCUUCUCCUCCUCCUCCUCCUCCUCCUCCUUCUUCUCCUCCUCCUUCAGCUGUUAAUAGUUCGCCGCUACUUGUGACUGCUCCAGCAGCUUAACAUGGCUCUCUUUCCACCCAAGUUUUAUUCUCUUCACACUGUUGUCAACCUUCAGUGUAUUUCCUCAAAUUUGUGCAUGUACGUCCCUUCCUUGAUUUAAUUGUUGUUGAAUUUAUUUUUAAUAUUGUUUAUUUGUAAUUCCUCUUAUUAGAGGAAAAAAAGAAAUCAAAUGCUUUCGUUUUGUUAUUGCGGA